UACAAGUUUCGAAAUUAACAAUUCACAUUUAACAAGCAAUAUCACUAAAUUUUACACUUAACUUAUUUAGAUAAUGGAUUCAACAUUAAGAUCAACGAAAAGAAAAACUGUUUCUAUUGAUAAGAAAAAACAAAGAUAAUGGAUUCAACAUUAAGAUCAACGAAAAGAAAAACUGUUUCUAUUGAUAAGAAAAAACAAAGGUUGUACAGUACCAUUGCAAUUAAAAAAGAUGGUGUUGCCACAAAGACAGUAGUACCUACUCACUGGAUUAAUGCAAACAAAGGUAUAGUAUGCUAUCCCCCUCGAGGAAAAAAAACUGUGGGUGUUUACUUAUCUGAGUGGGCUAGUCCAGAACCUGGCUGGCAAGAGUUUAUAUUAUUAGAAUAUAUUUUGGAGUGUGGAAGUUAUGAAACAUGUCAAGCAAUGUUAAACUUUCAAACUGAAGAUGAAAAUGAUGAUUGCCCUGUUUCAAAUAUCCUCAACCCAAUGAAGCGAGUUCCUAGUCCAAAUUUGCGUGACUUAAAGUUGAAUUGCUCACCAUCUGGUUCUUCGUCAUCAAAUCAAUUGGCUGUGCCGCUUAUAUCUCCAUGGAAAAAAGUAAGGUGAGCUGUGUAAUGCAACCAAGAAUGAAUGAAGAUUCCCAACAAUCAUCAGAUCAUGAGUUAGAUACAUAUCACUUUACAAAAACUCCAACAUCUUUCAAGACUGGUGAUGGUGGUGUUUCAUUUAAAGAAAUGACAAAUAAGCGUAAAUUUUUGCAUAAUAUUAUAGUUUGUGAUGAUCUUUAUUUCUCUAACCUAAUAAUCUUUGUCUAAUUUUAAAGCUAAUUUUAUCUCAAGUUUUAUAAAUGUUUUUUCCUGUUGGCCAUACUAAUAAGAAAUUCAUGAUUAGAGUUUCAGUAUGCCGUGCUAAUGAAACUAGAUUUGUUGCACCGUAAUCAACUUCAAGUUAUGGAACGAUUAGACAACCUGGAAACACAGUCAAAAAGUGAUACAACUGAUGUAGAUGCCAUAGUUGCAAUUCCACACAGAGAUAUUACAUGUUUUAACGAAGAAGAGAAAAAUCUCAGAGCAAGUUCUAGUUCUAGCUAUGAAAAGCAAGAUUACUCAAAUCAAAGCCAUUGGUGGUGCAACACCACGCAAAACUGUGAAAAAUGUUUUAAACCAGUUAAUGGUGCCACAAGUGCAAAACUUAUUUAGUAAAGAUGGAUUGAAAGGCAAGCUAAAGUUUACAGCUACAGAACAUUACAAGUGUAUUAAAGAAGGCUUAGUAUCCGAAAGAACUGGUUACGAUGCCGCAACCAUUGAAGCCCUUGUUGGCGAUUUAUUGAAGCGGGCAUUGCCAAAAGUGAAAUUAAUUACAGAUGUCGUUCGCGAAAAAGAAGCAACAUAAAAUAUUAGCAUUGUAUUUAUUAUUUUAAAAGGAAUUGCUUUUUACACA
This is a messenger RNA of Hydra vulgaris (swiftwater hydra), 1440 nucleotides long. RefSeq lists its product as uncharacterized. NCBI's taxonomy places the organism in Eukaryota, Metazoa, Cnidaria, Hydrozoa, Anthoathecata, Hydridae. The record is from RefSeq and is a predicted model, not a curated record.